GGAAAAGAAAAGAAAAGUAAACAACAACUGUCUGUUUCCAUUCGCUGACCAAUAGGAAGGUCUGAGGCAGGGUUUUAAUGGGUGCUUUCACUGUUCAUUCAAAAGGCCUUGAGGCAGAUUUCUUGAAGCCUGGCAAUACAUGAUAGCUUAAAUAUCAUUGGAGUAGAACACUGUAGGCAGUGCAAUUAAGAGGAACGCAGUUAUGAAAUGAAGAGAAUAUACAAUGUUGAACAACUGUUAAAACGUUCACACCAUUCUGUUACUCUGUUAACAGAUAUCAAGAAAAGAAACAGAAAGGGGAGAUGCCUAAAUUUAGGAUCCAGACUCUCCCACCGUCAAGAAGAGAGAAGCUGAGGGAGAUAUGGAGAAAUUCCCAAACAAAAUAUAGAGCCAAAAGAAGAAAUUUAAAUGCACUACUUAACAUGACUCCCCCAGAUAACUCCAUCUAUGAUGGAGACAUCCAGGUAGACCCAGGUCAAGUCCCAGGUCCUACAUCACCACCACCAAGCCCACCUACGUCACCACCACCACCAAGCCCACACACUGAAGAACUAAAGAAGCUGAAUAAAUCAUUAAGGAGACUGAAGGAUCAGAACAAAAGGCUCCAGAGAAAAGUCAGCAAAGAAAAGAAGAGGGCUGAGAAAUAUAGAAAACAAAGUGUGAGGCAAAACGUAACAAAACUAACAGUCAGAGAAAAAUACCACUUGCCACCCAGGAAAAAGUUAAUAAAUGACAAAAAGGCUCAGGUGGAAUCCUUCCUGCUGUUAGAUGAAAAUAGCACUGUGCUUCCUGGGAAGAAGGACACAGUAGGCAGGAAAGAGAAAAGACAAAGACGAGUGCUGACUUCCUCACUAAAGGACCUUCAUAAGGCCUACAUGCAAAAAUGUGAAAAAAAGCACCAGCUGUCCUACAGACAGUUCAUAAGGUAUAAACCUUUUUAUGUCACAGAGGCUAGGUCCAGCGACCGCAAUACAUGUGCCUGCUGGGAACAUGCCAACAUCUCGCUCCUAAUUGAUGCUCUUUCAAGCAGAGGCUUGAUCACGACAAAAAGCCUGUCAGCACUGCUGUCAGGUAUCACAUGUGAUACUGAAAAUACAAAAUGCAUGCAACGUGUGUGCACAAAGUGCUGUUAUGAUGAGCCCAACCUGCAGGACCACAACCCAGCUGACACUGCAACAUGGGAGCAGUGGGAGAAGCAGGAUGUUGUAGUGGGAGAGAGAAGCUACAAGAACUGGGUGAAGAAAAAGAAGAGGGGGACAGUAGGAGAGCUAACUGGUGUGUUCAACCAGAGGCUCAAUGCAAUUGCGAGUCAUCAGUUAAACUGGCUUCAUCAGGUGAAACAGUUCAGACACAUCAAGGAGAACAUCCAUCCCAAUGAAAUGGUCUUACACAUAGACUUUUCAGAGAACUAUGCGUGUAAACUCAACACUGAGAUUCAGGCCUUUCAUUUUGGUGGCAAUAGACAGCAGGCCACAAUGCAUACUGGAGUUGCCUACUCAGUCAGUGGCUCCCAGUGCUAUGCCACCAUUUCCCAGUCCUUGCGUCAUGAUGAGCGUGCCGUGUGGGCACACGUCAAGCCAGUUAUUGAUGAUUUCCGAAGAAGACAUGAAAAUGCAAUCGACACCCUGCAUGUCCUCAGUGAUGGGCCAGCAACCCAGUACCGGAAUCGAUCAAACUGCUUCCUCAUGAGCUGCAUUCCCUAUACAUGGGGAUUCAAGAGGAUCACCUGGAACUUUUCAGAGCGUUCCCAUGGGAAGGGUGCACCUGACGGUGUGGGAGGAGUGCUGAAGCGUAAGGCAGACAUGUAUGUCCUCGGAGGCAGUGACCUACAAACACCAAGGGAUCUGUAUGAGUAUUUACAAAAGUCCUCUGAAAAUGUCACCAUCAUGUGGAUUGAAGAAAUUAAAGAAAGGUAUAAGGUGGUGUUCCAGUUUAAAUCUCUGCUUUGCUUUGAGCACAGUACCAAAAGCUCUGUAGUAAAUGGUGGCAGUGUAAAGGGUGUUCAGUAGCCGUUGCAAGCAGCAGACGAAGUCCUGCACCAAGGAGCCAUUGAGGAGACCACGCUGGGAAUAUGUGUUGUGAAUCUCAGAGAUGCCGCUGAUAGACCAGAGGACAUUGGGAUUGUCCUGGAGGGCCAGGUGGUACUGCAUGAUUUGGACAACGUUGCCUUAGCUGUUGCCAUGCUGUUUGGCCUAAUGUAUGCCUUAAACCUCAACUACCCUCCUGAACUUAAGUAGUGUUUCGAAGUGCUCCAGAAGGUUGUGAUGGAGCUGGACGGCAAUACACUGUCAAAGAAAACAGACUCCAACAGUGAGCUGUUGCCAUUUAAUGGCAAGAUGGAUACAACAAAGUCUCCCUAUCUUCUUUUGGAAUAUGGACCAUUGCUGCUUUUUCAUUGGACUGGACUUUUAACACUUACGCAUUUCACUUGUGCUGCCUUAAUGUAUGUUCUUGUUUAUAGCAAGUGUUGUGUAUUGUUUUCAGCAGAUUUUUUUUCUCAGGGUCAUGUGUUGCAAAAUGUGCCUUUCUCAUUUAGGUGUCAGCAUUUGUCAGAUGUGUGUUGAAUAGAGCUCCAACAGUUUCCCCUAUUUUCAAAUUUGGAGGUGAUUUUUGGUUUUUGCACAUUCUUAACUGAAAUGUAGUAGUGGUGGGAAAGCAAGCCAUUUCUUUUAAUUUUAUUACACUUUAUUUUCAAAACCCUUGCAGUUAAAGAUGAAAAUUUAAUCUUUCAAGCACUGGAUCUGCAUUUGCCAGGACAAUAACGGUUUUCUUACAUUUGUUCUUUUAUUUUGUUGGAAAAUUGUAAAUUUAGUAAAUGUGUUUUUGCACAUAUUUUGCAAGACAUAUCUGCAUUAAUCUGGUCAUUGUAUUAUUCUCUUGAUGCUGGUUAGAAGUAAUUCAGAAGGUGUUUUAAGGACCAGCAGUGUUGCCUCAGGUUGUAGCAGUCAUGAAUGUUUACUACACACUGUUGAUAGCUAGGGUACCAAGUGUUUCUUGUGAAAGAAAAGGGUGCUUUGUUCUAAUAUGCGAUUUGUUAGUGUAUGUAUGCAUAUGUGUUAGUGUAUACAUUGCACUGAACCUACUGUUCUAUGACAAUACAGUUUUAAACUAAA
Molecule: messenger RNA, 3113 nt
Organism: Dicentrarchus labrax (European seabass)
Lineage: Eukaryota; Metazoa; Chordata; Actinopteri; Moronidae
Exons: 4
Coding region: 303-2009 (568 amino acids)
Source: RefSeq, a predicted model, not a curated record